Molecule: messenger RNA, 1980 nt
Organism: Chrysochloris asiatica (Cape golden mole)
Lineage: Eukaryota; Metazoa; Chordata; Mammalia; Afrosoricida; Chrysochloridae
Gene: LSG1
Product: large 60S subunit nuclear export GTPase 1
Exons: 14
Coding region: 1-1980 (659 amino acids)
Biological process (GO): ribosomal subunit export from nucleus
Cellular component (GO): cytosol
Molecular function (GO): GTP binding; GTPase activity
Source: RefSeq, a predicted model, not a curated record
AUGGGCCGGAGGAAAGCGCCGGGCACUGGCUCUUUGGGCCGGGCCCUCAUCCGACAUCAGACUCAGCGCAGCCGUAGCCACCGCCACACCGACUCCUGGUUACAUACAAGUGAACUCAAUGAUGGCUACGAUUGGGGUCGUCUUAAUCUUCAGUCAGUGACUGAACAAAGCUCCCUGGAUGACUUCCUUGCGACUGCAGAACUUGCAGGAACCGAGUUUGUGGCUGAGAAGUUGAAUAUUAAAUUUGUGCUUCCUGAGGCUAGAACUGGACUACUGUCUUUUGAGGAGAGCCAAAGGAUUAAGAAACUCCAUGAAGAAAAUAAACAGUUCUUGUGUAUACCAAGAAGACCAAAAUGGGACAAACAAACUAGUCCAGAAGAGCUCAGACAAGCAGAGAAAGAGAACUUUUUAGAAUGGAGACGUCAGCUUGUCCGGCUAGAAGAGGAACAAAAACUGAUAAUGACUCCUUUUGAAAGAAACUUGGACUUUUGGCGCCAACUCUGGAGGGUCAUUGAGAGAAGUGAUAUUGUGGUCCAGAUAGUAGAUGGUCGAAACCCACUCCUGUUUAGAUGUGAGGAUUUGGAAUGUUAUGUGAAAGAACUGGAUGACAAUAAGGAGAAUGUUAUUUUGAUCAAUAAGGCAGACUUGUUGACUGCUGAGCAGCGGAGUGCCUGGGCCUCAUACUUUGAAAAAGAAGGUGUGAAGGUUAUUUUCUGGUCAGCUUUGGCAGAAGCCAUUCAACUGAGUGGUGACGCAGAGGAGCAAGUCAAUGGAGAUGCUAGAGAAACUGACACAACUGAGUUUGAGAACUCUGACUCUGAUGAGGCUGAAAUUCCACACAAUGAGACUGCACAUCUCUCAGGCAGGGAUUCUCCCUCAAUUAGUGAAGGUGCCUCCAGUGAUGGAGACGACAGUGACUAUGAGGACUGUCUGGAGGAGGAGGAAGAAGAUUGGCAGACGUGUUCAGAAGAAGACAGUGCCCUUGAAGGAGAGUCCCACGGCCAAGACUGGAUGAAAAACUGUACUUUAGAUUCUGACGUUCAGGGCAGAAAAACCCCACAGAGGAGGCAAACACACAAUUUUAGUCAUCUGGUAUCGAAACAGGAAUUACUGGAGAUCUUCAGACAGCUACAUACUGGGAAGAAGGUGAAAGAUGGACAGCUUACUGUUGGGCUGGUGGGGUAUCCAAAUGUUGGGAAGAGUUCGACAAUCAACACCAUCAUGGGUAACAAGAAAGUGUCCGUGUCUGCCACACCUGGCCACACCAAACAUUUUCAGACUCUGUAUGUGGAGCCUGGCCUCUGCCUGUGUGACUGCCCAGGCCUGGUGAUGCCAUCCUUUGUCUCUACCAAGGCUGAGAUGACUUGCAGUGGAAUCCUGCCAAUAGACCAGAUGAGAGAUCACGUCCCACCUGUAUCAUUAGUUUGCCAGAAUAUUCCAAGAUAUGUUUUAGAAGCUACCUAUGGAAUUGCUAUCAUAAAGCCUAGAGAGGAUGAAGAUCCUCAUCGACCUCCAACCUCAGAAGAACUGUUGAUGGCUUAUGGAUAUAUGCGAGGGUUUAUGACGGCUCAUGGGCAGCCAGACCAGCCUCGAUCUGCACGAUACAUUCUCAAGGAUUAUGUCAAUGGUAAGCUGCUGUACUGCCAUCCUCCUCCCGGAACUGAUCCUUUGCUCUUUCAACAUCAACAUCAGCAUCUCCUAGAGAACAGAACGAAUGGUGAUGAAGUAAGAAUGCAGCCAGGCAAAAAUAAGAAAACAAUGCAGAUUGAAAAUACAGUUGAUAAAACUUUUUUCCAUCAAGAGAAUGUGAGAGCUUUGACCAAAGGAGUCCAGGCUGUAAUGGGCUACAAGCCUGGCAGCGGCUUGGUGACUGCAACUACUUUGUGCUCUGAGAUUGCAGCUGGGAAGCCCUGGAAAAAGCAUGGCAACCGAAACAAGAAAGAGAAAAGCCGCAGGCUCUACAAGCACCUGGAUAUGUGA